Molecule: messenger RNA, 493 nt
Organism: Dimorphilus gyrociliatus
Lineage: Eukaryota; Metazoa; Annelida; Polychaeta; Dinophilidae
Source: the annotation of a GenBank genome assembly
AAUGGCUGUCAGAUCGAGGCAAAUGGUGGAUGAACAAGAAUUUAAGGACGGAGGCAUCAAAAUCCCUCAGCUUCAAAAUAAGAGAGUGGGAUUGGUAAUAGGUAACGAUUAUUAUUCGUUAUUGCAUCCUACAGACUCAAAAAACUUGCAUAAUGGAAUGACAUUGAUCAGAAAUAAACUGGGUUGGUUUUGCUAUGGUGGCAAGAAAAACGCCAAACUAAAUGUUAAUUGCAAUAUGGCAAUUAAAAAUCCCAAAAGUAAGGAAAUGAAAAUAUCCAUAGAAGACGAAAUACUCUCGAAAAGAUUUGAAAACAAAACUAUAAUUGAGGAUGAGAAAAUCGUAGCACCGCUAUUGAUAAAUGAGGUUACUAACGGAACCCUCAAAGAAUUCUGCCCGCGGAAAACGGCUGAAAACCGUCUGUUACAGCAACUUAAAGCUUUUAAGAAAAAUCCGGACUUGGAAAAGGAAUAUGAUGAGAGAAUUUAUGAAUGA